UUUAUUUUGCCAACUCGGGUCUCUAAAGUCUGCUUAUGACGUCAUUAUUCAAGCACUGUCCUCCUGUGACUUUUUCGUGCACGUUCCUUCUUCUUGUCGGUUAGUGAAGCAGUAGUACAUCAGAUAUCCUCCCGAGACUUUCAGGAUACUUAGGGCCGUGGCUUGUCGGAGGCAGGACCAUCUCUCCCUCUCCCUCUCUCUCUCCCUCUGAGUGAGGAACUCUCAACUCAUCUCCCUCCCAUUUACGCCUCCUCUUCCUCCUCCUCCUCCUCCGCCUCCUCUUUUCCCCCCUCUCUCCGCAGCUGCAGCCUCAGUUGACCAGCGUCGCAACCGAGCGAUGCUCUUCCCGGAGAAUCUCUGACAUCACCGCUGACUGACAUCUACCUUUUUUACCUUCCCAAAUUUAUCCUAAUCCCGUCGGCGUGUGAUCUGAGAAACUUCACAGGACAAGGGCUGUUGUUCGGUUUUUGUUUUUUAAUUUUUAAAUUUACACGUCUGAAAACUGACCUCCUCCCGCAACAGGCAUUUUUUCCUCGCUCUUCAACCGAGUCUCCCCCGUGGGAGGAUCUGAUUUCGAAAUAGCGAUUACAUUAAUGUUUAUGGAAAGACACAGACACUGUCAACCGAUAACUUAAUCGAAGAUGUUUCGGGAAACGCUGGGCAGACUCGCCUGAUUUUUGGUAAGCUGUCCUCAGUCGGUGUGUGUUUUGGAGACUGAAAGCAUCUUCAUCCAGACGAAGAAGGAGAAGAGGAGCCAGCGGAGUGUCCACAGAUUGUUCUGAGGUCUGGAUGACAGAGCUGAGGAAAGAGAGAGAGAGAGAGAGAGAGAGAAUUAAAGUUUGAUUCAGGGCGUGGACAACAGUCUUUGUCCUCCGUCUGUCUCGUCCGUCUCCACGCUCGCCGCCGUCGUCGGCCCUGUCUCCUCAGAGGUCAGCCGUAGGAUGAAAGGAUCUGUUGCUCCACUGAGGGCGCGGAGCAGCGAUCAGCAGCCAUGCUGUCCGUGGACGAGCCUCUGGACUUGAAGGUUCCCUCCAGUCGGACAGAAGGUCCGCUGAGGUCCGGGAAGAGGGCGUGUCCCUCCUCCAUCUGUGCCCCUCUCAGCGCCACGCGACCCCGCCUCCUAUACGCAACCUUUCCUUCGCCUCCCUCCUCGCCAGAUUCCCAGUCUCCGUCUCAAGAACGACCCGGGUCCUGCUUCACUCCUCCGGCAAUGGACCUCAGCCUGUCCCCCUCCUCCCGCCAUGCUCCCUCCCUCUCCCCUUCCUCUUCCUCCCGCUCCUCCCCUUCCCCUUCCUCACCCCUGGAGCCUCCUCACAGCAGUCGCAGCCCACAGCCACACAUCUUCUGUCGCGAACCAGUUCUUCACCUGGGCGUGGAGGGCAGGGCCUCACCUCAGGGCUUCCCCUUCUACCUGCCCAUGGGAAGCCCCCCCCGGGCCUACACCUUCCCCUCCUCUGUGUUUGUCAGCCCCAACAGGGAGAAGCAAGUGUCGCCGGAGCCUUCGGUGGACGGACAGCUAGCCUGCAGAUGGAUGAAAUGCCACCUACUGUUCGACUCCCUACAGGACCUAGUGGACCACAUCAAUGACUUCCAUGUGAAACCUGAAAAGGAUUCUGGGUACUGCUGCCAGUGGGAGGGCUGCGCUCGCAAUGGACGAGGCUUUAACGCCAGAUACAAAAUGUUGAUUCACAUCCGUACUCAUACUAAUGAGAAACCACACCAUUGUCCCACCUGCAACAAGAGCUUCUCACGACUGGAGAACCUGAAGAUCCACACGCGCUCACACACAGGAGAGAAACCCUACAUUUGUCCCUACGAAGGCUGCAGCAAACGGUACUCCAACUCCAGCGACCGUUUCAAACACACUCGUACUCACUACGUGGACAAGCCGUACUACUGCAAGAAGGCGGGCUGCCUGAAGCGCUACACAGAUCCCAGCUCCCUCCGUAAGCACAUCAAGGCCCACGGUCACUUCGUCGCCCAGGAGCACGGGGCUUCCAGUCGACUGGGCUCGGGGCUGAGCCUGCCCGGCCCCCAGAGCAUGACGGACCUGCCGUCUACAGUGGGGGCGCCUAUCAUCGUCCCAGGGGCUGCUGCAGCCCUCCUGGGGGGUCUGGGGGCUUCUUUGCCCCUCUCUGCUUUCUGCCACGCGAGGUCCCUGGGCCACCCUGGGGCACCACUGUUCCCUAUAGGGGGGGGCAGCAUGGGGCCCCUUGGCCUCUCAGACUCGCCGCUGUUGCACUUUGGACUUUCCGCAGCGUCAGUGUUGGGGCUCAGUGCUCUGGGAGGUCUGAGGAGGAGGGCGAGGAAGGAGACAGGAGGUGACGAAGAGGAGGAGGAAGGAGAGGUUCUGAACCUGUCAGGUGGGGUGGGUCCCAGACGUAGUGAUCCUUUAUCUUGGGUGGUUGUCCCCCCCAGGGCCCUGCUUCUCAAACCAGCUGUCGUUAGCUAGGAACGUGCGCUAGGCUAGCGGGACAGAUGAAAGGCUUCAAUGGUUUUCCAGUUACGCAGGUGUGUUAUGUUCAGGAACACAGGGUGACAAUGACUUUAGAAUUAUAAUUACAGCUAACCACUAGGACGAUCACAAUCGUGCAGUACUGUGGAAACGCAAAACAAACAGAGGCAGUGUAUCAUUUGACAAAACACAAACAAGAGGAGCUUUAAGACUGUGGCACAGAAUAUAAACACACAGAGUGACAUCAUCAGUGUGCUAAC
Molecule: messenger RNA, 2715 nt
Organism: Cynoglossus semilaevis (tongue sole)
Lineage: Eukaryota; Metazoa; Chordata; Actinopteri; Pleuronectiformes; Cynoglossidae
Product: zinc finger protein GLIS2-like
Exons: 8
Coding region: 992-2452 (486 amino acids)
Biological process (GO): regulation of transcription by RNA polymerase II
Cellular component (GO): nucleus
Molecular function (GO): DNA-binding transcription factor activity, RNA polymerase II-specific; RNA polymerase II cis-regulatory region sequence-specific DNA binding
Source: RefSeq, a predicted model, not a curated record